Messenger RNA from Quercus lobata, 561 nucleotides. Its product is annotated as outer envelope pore protein 37, chloroplastic-like. Gene Ontology annotation, cellular component: chloroplast outer membrane. Gene Ontology annotation, biological process: monoatomic cation transport. The record is from RefSeq and is a predicted model, not a curated record. Bases 20 to 280 code for a protein of 86 amino acids. Gene Ontology annotation, molecular function: monoatomic ion channel activity. NCBI's taxonomy places the organism in Eukaryota, Viridiplantae, Streptophyta, Magnoliopsida, Fagales, Fagaceae. The transcript has 2 exons.
AUGAUUUGUUCUGAUUUCAAUGGCCAGCUACUGGUACAAUUUUGAUUCCAAAUACUGGAGUGCUGUGUACAAGCACGUACAUGGCAAAGACUUCAAGUUUAAAGCUGGUUAUGAUUCAGAGGUGCGCCUUGGCUGGGCCUCUCUUUGGGUUGGAGAUGAAGGUGGCAAAGCAAAGACGGCUCCAAUGAAGAUGAAAGUUCAGUUCAUGCUCCAAGUGCCACAAGACAACAUUGGCUCUUCAGCCUUGAUGUUCCGGGUCAAAAAAAGAUGGGACAUAUGAUCUAAUUCUGGACAGCUGGUUCUCCUUUCUUAUACAUUAAAUAUUGGUUCUAUAUGGUAGCGCAGUUUGUUACAUCACGGCCGUUGUACUGAUUCUUGUUGCUACAUAAUGAACACCAUUUGGUUGUUAUUCUCUUUGAAAUUAGAGCUUUAGUGGCCAUCAUGUGACAGGAAGAUCGUAUAGAAUUUUAAGAGAAUUCCAAAUUUCCAACUACAUAAAGCUAUCUCCUGUUGCAAUGACGUUCAUUGCUAAUUUUUUAUGCAUAGAAUUUUCUAUUUAAU